This is a messenger RNA of Trichomonas vaginalis G3, 204 nucleotides long. Its product is annotated as MULE transposase domain-containing protein. The transcript has a single exon. The annotation marks the transcript as partial. The record is from RefSeq and is a predicted model, not a curated record. Lineage: Eukaryota; Parabasalia; Trichomonadida; Trichomonadidae.
AUUGAUCAAAAUCCAGCAGAUGACCGUGUCAUUAGGAUCAUGGAAAAAGCAACUAACGCAGAAAUUGAUGUAAAAAGACAAAGAAAAAUCGAGAGUAUUUCAAUGCUCAAUAGAUUGCUCAAUGCUGUUAGUGAUGACUCAAUAGAUCCCACUAAAAUAUAUCCUACCUUGAAAGUAUUAUUACAAAGAACUCAUUUUAUUUAA